Arabidopsis thaliana (thale cress) is the source of this 2512-nucleotide messenger RNA. Its product is annotated as MATE efflux family protein. The coding region runs from base 575 to 2068 and encodes 497 amino acids. The record is from RefSeq and is marked reviewed. NCBI's taxonomy places the organism in Eukaryota, Viridiplantae, Streptophyta, Magnoliopsida, Brassicales, Brassicaceae. Gene Ontology annotation, biological process: transmembrane transport; xenobiotic detoxification by transmembrane export across the plasma membrane. The transcript is spliced from 8 exons. Gene Ontology annotation, molecular function: xenobiotic transmembrane transporter activity; antiporter activity. Gene Ontology annotation, cellular component: membrane.
CUACUUAACCCUUUUCUUUUCUCUCUUCUCUCUUUCUCUUUCUCUUUCUCUCAGUCAGUAUAUAUAGCCAAGCGUUGUAGUUUAAGUCGACCACAUUCUCAAAGAGAGAGAGAAAAGAUCAUAUCACACUUAUUUUCUCUUGCCCUCUUUUCUUUUUCCUUUUGAAUAUUUCUGGGUUACUAAUAUUUAAUUUGUUGGUUCUUCGGUUUCUCCGACUCUUUCCCCUUGAACCUAGCUUAACAGGUAAGUGAAUCACCUCCAUACAUCAAUAAAUUCUUUAAGAAAAUAUGUACAUAUACAUGCAUAUUUAGGGUGACUUAUCCGUGAAGAUUUUGUCAAGAGAAAUUAAGCUUUUGGAUUUAGGCUGAAUUUAGGAUAUACUUAGCUUCUCUGAUCACUCACUGGUGUUUAAUAUUUACAUAGUAGUCUUGACGACCCUUUGUUUUUCUUAAACCUGGAUGAAACUUUGAAUUAAGCUCAAGUUAUCUUUGUGGCAUGUCUAUUACAGUAGUAAUAAGUUAAAAUUCUACAUGUAUUUUUUAUUUACUUAGAGAAAAUCAAAGAGAGAGGAAAAAUGAGUGGAGGUGGUGGAGAAAUGGAAGAGAGACUGUUAAAUGGGUCAGAGACAGAACAAAGGAGAGAGAGUCUCUACUUGAGAAAAAAGAUUUGGAGUGAAGUAAGGAAGAUGUGGAGAAUAGCUUUACCAUCAACUUUGUUCAGAGUUAUGUCGUUUGGAUGCGUAGUGGUGGCUCAAGCCUUCAUUGGCCACUCCAGUGAAACGGGUCUCGCUGCUUAUGCUCUCCUUCAAAGCACUUUCAUUCGCUUCAUCUACGGUAUUAUGGCAGGUAUGUCAAGUGCGACAGAGACGUUAUGUGGACAAGCAUACGGAGCAGAACAAUACCACAUGAUGGGGAUAUACUUACAACGUUCUUGGAUAGUAGAUACCUUUAUUGCAACUCUCUUCGUCCCUUUCAUCGUCUUAGCGGGUCCCAUUCUCCGGUUAUUAGGCCAAAACGUUGUGAUCUCCGAGACAGUAGACGAGAUUUACCCAUGGGUCAUUCCUUAUCUCUACAGCAUCGUGUUCACCAUGACAAUGCAAAUGUACCUCCAAGCGCAGAUGAAAAACGCCAUCAUAGGCAUUCUUUCGACCCUAGCCUUGGUCUUGGACAUUGCGGCCACGUGGUGGUGCGUAAGCGUGAUGGGGAUGGGGAUCCAUGGUGCGCUUCUAGGGCUUAAUAUAAGCUCAUGGUCGGUGGCCAUAGCCGAGUUUGUAUAUGUGUUUGGAGGGUGGUGCCCGCAUACUUGGACCGGCUUUAGCACUGCUGCUUUUCUUGAUCUUAUUCCCAUGCUCAAGUUAUCCAUAUCCUCCGGCUUCAUGCUUUGCUUAGAGUACUGGUAUAUGAGCAUCAUUGUCUUGAUGUCUGGAUAUGCAAAGGAUGCGAAUAUCGCAAUUUCCGCUUUCUCCAUAUGCCAAUAUAUCUACUCAUGGGAGAUGAACAUAUGCUUUGGCUUGAUGGGUGCAGCAUGUGUACGAGUGGCGAAUGAAUUGGGAAAAGGCGAUGCGGAUGCGGUGAGAUUCUCGAUAAAAGUGGUGCUUGUGGUAUCAGCGGUGAUCGGUGUGAUAUGUUCCGCUCUUUGCCUAGCGUUUGGCGGUCAGAUUUCGUAUUUGUUCUCUGAUAGCCAAGCAGUUUCGGAUGCAGUAGCUGAUCUCUCCAUCGUCCUUAGCAUAUCUAUACUCUUCAACAUCAUCCAGCCCAUUCUAUCUGGGGUAGCAAUUGGAGCAGGGAUGCAGAGUAUGGUAGCAUUAGUGAACUUAGCAUCUUAUUAUGCAAUUGGUGUUCCUUUAGGUGUCCUCCUUGUUUACGUUUUCAAUUUUGGGAUUAAGGGACUCUGGUCCGGAAUGUUGGCUGGAGUUGGUAUCCAAACGUUGAUAUUGUGUUAUGUUAUUUACAAAACUGACUGGGAAUUGGAGGUUAAGAAGACAAACGAGCGUAUGAAAACGUGGACUCUAAAUUUACCUGCUGUACAAUCGACUACUAUCUCCACAAGAGAUGAAGAGAGAAAGUGAACAUACAACUAAGUUAAUUUAAAGAAAUCUUUUAAGAAAUUCUUUAUAAAAAAAGAAAGAAUAAUUUAUGUUGUAUUGUGGUUGUGUUUUGCAUUCCCUAAGAAUGAAGUAUCGGUGUUGAGAUUGCAUUAUUAGGUUAAUGCAACUCUCAUAACUUUGAAAAAGGUUAAGAAGGAUGAACUUUUUCUUUUAUCAGAGAAAAAGGUUGUUCUCUUGUUCUUCGGAUAUACUCUUUCUAAACAAAAAAAAAAUUGUGGGAGGUUUGAAAUUUUAACUUCUUUCUUGAUUUUUUAAUGGAUGUAUAUUUUGUGUGUGGGGAAAAAAAUUCCAUUUGUUUGAGUGCUUGUAAUCGUGAAUUUUUACAAAAAAAAUAUUCUCAUAUAUAUUUCGAGGAAACGUUACAAACUUUCAUAAGCUCACCAUCAAAUAAAAUACUCAUUUAUU